AUCCCACAUAAAUAAUAAGCAAGCAAGACAUCAGCUUGAAAUUUAUCAGUCGCCAUUUAAAAGUACAAUCCUGAAAUGAUGUUUAUUGACGUCCUUUACCUUUGAUCUGCCAUGAAAUUAUCGUAAUCAUCUUGGAUAACUCAUAUAGUCUUCAAUUGGUUUAUUUUGGUGGCCAUCAUGGCUGGAACAAGGACAUUUUUCGGCGUUAUAUCGGUGCUUUAUUUGUUGUCCGUCUUCGAAUUUUGUCGUGUGAAAGCAAAUGGAGUUCAGAUGCCUGCACCUUCGUUAGUUAGUAAUUGGUCAGCAGAAAUCAGCAAAGAAAUCACAAGAAAACUAGAUGAAGCUAGCGGUGUUGAGGAAGUUCAAAAACUCUAUAAGGACGAGGGGUUCAAGACUGUUUUUGUGAAUGGAUCCGAACUGGUGCUGACUGUUGCCAACAAGUGGCAGGAGAUGCUGCAGGACAAGAUGGUAGCCGUCAAUGCAAUUGUGAAAGCGUUGGAGGAAAGUUAUAAAAACCACAAUUACUCUAAUGAGUUAACGGAAAGCAAUGUAACGUAUUUCAAUGCAAAAACAAUGAGCAACUCAUCCAUCGACCUAACCUAUAAUGACAUGUUCAAGUCAUACGUCAAUACAACAUACAGCUCUGUUCAAAUACCCACGGACAUAUGGGUUGGAGAUAAAACCAUCUUGAAUGGCAUCCAGGCCACCAACUCUAUAGAUAAGGUCUUUCGGUCCAACUACGAGAAAGAUCCUCAGCUGCUGUGGCAGUAUUUUGGCAGUGCAGAUGGAUUCUACCGUUCCUACCCAGCGGCAGAGUGGAAGACGUCAGACCCCGAUCGAGAUCAGUAUGACGUUCGGAGAAGGGGAUGGUACAUCCAGGCAGCCAGCUCUCCAAAGAACGUCAUGAUCCUUGUAGACACGAGUGGCAGUACGUACGGUAUGACGUUAGAGAUCACUAAGGUGUCUGUUUCCAAGGCAUUGGAUACACUUGGCAAUGAUGACUUUGUCAAUGUGGCUUAUUUCAACUCCAGCGCAUACUUUGUCAGCUGUUUUGAAACAUUUAAGCAGGCCAAUCUUCGUAACAAAAAUCUUCUCAAAGCAAAAGUCAAGGAGCUGCAGGCCUUUGGCGUAGCAGACUUCAAAGUUGGUCUAGAGAAGGCAUUUCAGGCGUUCCAGAACUUCUCAAAGAUCGAGGAAGGAGGGCGUGAGAAUCAGAACCAAGGUGCGUCGUGUCAUCAAGUCAUCCUCAUAUUCACCGACGGAGGAGAGAUGAACGAGGAGGAGACUUUCAAAAAAUGGAACGAUCCGGUGAAGACUCGUGUCUUUGUAUUCAAAGUGGGAACUGAUUCUUUGGUGCCACAGCACGGGGUCAGGCAAAUGGCAUGCAGCAACAAAGGUUACUACAGUAAUAUUCAGUCGUUUGGUGCAGUGAGACUUACGACUUUGAAUUAUGUGCCUGUUUUGAGUCGUCCAAUGGUCUUGAGUGGCAAGAAGCAUUUCCAAUGGUCGGAUAUCUACUUGGACGUCUUGGGGUUAGGGAUGAUGACAACACUUACUCAACCUGUGUACAACAAGAGCGGAGAAAAUAUCGCUAACUCCAGCAGACAGAACCAGCAGAUGGUGGCAGUUGUAGGUACAGAUAUUACUACGAAGAACAUGGAGGACACUGUACCCCAGCGAAAGCCCGGGUACAACUCCGUGUAUAAUAAAAGCAUCGGACCAGAAGGCUACGCAUUUGGGAUAAACAGCAAUGGCUACAUUCUACUUCAUCCGAGACUGAAAGCGGAGGAGGAGAUCAAAGCUAUACUUGAGUUGGGUUAUCUGACUGAGCCACCAAAUGUAGACUUCUUGGAGGUUGAAUACAACUCGCCUAAGGAGAAGAAACAGCUACGUAUUGAUAUGAUUGACCAGCGGACUGGCCAAGUGGAGAUGUUUACACCAAUAAUGUCUCGAGAUGAGAGAUACCUUGAGUUUGUCAACAUGACCUACUCGUACACGUUCAUUGAAAACACAACAUUCAGUGUCGCUAUAGCUCAGCCGCGGUUUGGUCUCAUUGAGUGGGAACUGGCACCAAAGAUUACAUCGCUGCAAGGAAGUCUAGAUGCGAUCAUUACGGCUCAAGAUGGUGUCUUUCUGCUUAUUGCUCCAUGGGAGUUUUGUGCCAGCCAUGAUGGGCAGGAAGGAAAUACUUCCACUGAUAACAUCGUUGAAACGCUACAACAAGCUAUUAAUAACAUCGGUGGAACUGAUGUCAAACUGGAGACAUGUAAUGAUGAGAUGGUACGGAAUCUUCUAGUCGAUGCUGACAUCACCAAGACGGUCGGUGAAUACUGGAAAGAGACGCAGACCUCCAACCCAGCCGCGUUUGAGGGUAUUUUGUACAACAUUGUCGCUGCCAAUGGAGGAGUCACCAGAAUCUAUCCCAGCAGCGUCGCAGAAAAAUGGAGUAAAGACGAGCUUCGUGCCAUUCAGGAUCCCUGGGACCAGGCGUACUUCCAGAGGGCGCUAUACAACAAAAAUUACGUCUUUUCUGUCCCAUACAACAAAGGUAUGAUGCCUCUACCGGUGAACGAAACAUUCUUGACACCAAUACGAGUCAGCAAAGCAGCCAACGUCGAGGUCAACGCUGGUCAUGCGAUCUCACAUGCUGUGGUUGCCGUAUAUCUUGACUCUUCUGUUUUCAAUGACAUCUGGAUAAAGUUGACCAAGAAGGGGUUUAAUAACAAGGAGAGUGACGCCAUAUCUUGCACCAAUGAAAGUAUCCAUUGUACUGUCCUUGACGAUGGCGGUUUCAUCAUAGCCACCAAUCAGGAGGAUCAGCAGGGAACAGUUGGCAGUUUCUUUGGACUCCACGACGGUGACUUGAUGGCAGUCUUGAAAAAUGAAACAGUCUACAAGCUGAUGCAGAUGAACGAUUUCCAGGCGGCUUGUGCGAGGCAGCAGGAUGAUACCUCUGCUUCCGCUCCUAGAUCAGUCAAAAUUCCGACCAUUUCUGACGUCAUCAACUUCAACUCCUGGGCAGCCACAGCUGCAUGGUCAUUCCUGCGUCACUUUCUGUAUGACAUGCUGUUUUUAGGCGUCACAGAUUACUCAAAUCACUUUGCGGAAGCUGAUGAGAUCCAACAGUCUGAAAAUGUCAGCUGCAUCAAGAUCCUUCAGCAGUUCUACUACGGUGAAGUCAAAAACGCCUUUGGAGAAAUAUCAUGUGGAUACUGUAACAGGCUGUGGCGAUCGAGCCGGAUCGAGGGCACCAACCUUCUUCUGGUGGUUACGGAGAGAAAUUGUGAUAACUGCACCAAUCAGGUGGUGAAGCAAGCCCCACUGGAGCCUGAUCUCUCAAAGGGUGAAGGACCAGAUCCGUGUACAGCUGAACCACAGUACCGCAAGAGACCAACGGAACACUGUUAUGAUUUUGACCCCAAUGAGUCGGUUUUGAAGUGCAGCUCUGCCUCGGUUCUAAGAUGCUAUCUUCCCCUCCUCCUUGGUCUUCAUCUAGUCUUCGUCAUCUUCACUCGGAUGAUCUCAGAUUGAUCCUUCAAGAUCUCCCUUCUUGACUAUCUUCCCGUAUUUUUUCUUCUUUUUGUAAAUAAAAUCUUUUACAAUCAUUCAACUUCUUCAAACAAGAAGUCUUAUUAUAUGUUAAAUGCACACAUUUUUUAUAUAUAUACAAAUUAUUACAGCUCUGUUUUGAAUUUUAUUGUUGCAAUAAUAUUAUAUGUAUCAUAAGUUUAUCUGUUUGUGUACAUAUUAUUUGGUACAUUUUAAAAGUUGUGGAGGGUAUGAGUAAGUGUUGUUUUUUAUGGUUUGGAUAACAGUUUUAUUUUUUGGAUUACAGUAACUAUAAAAAAAAAAGUGGUUUAUUACUUCGUCGUGCUGUGGUCACCUUUGUACGGUGCCCUGUAUACACAAUGAAUAAUAGAGUUUUAACCCUUGUUUCUCAACAUGAGUGCCAGACUCUUUUUUUUCUUCUAACCACUUUUGCCUCAUAAGGCUGUUUUUUUUUCUCUCGAAAGUACAGCUUCGACACCGUCGCUCUGUCUUGUACCAAUGUUUUCAUAGUUGACGAACCCCAAAGGACUACAACAAAUUGUAUGUUAUCAAACCAAGAUGGCUGCUAUAUGAUAGGACAAAAACAUUUUGUGAAAGCUCAGUUAAAGAACUCAUGAAUUUGGCCACCAAGGCUUAAAAAUUAUACCCCAUUUUUUCAGGGAGUGAGUGCUUUUACAACUUGAUGGAUAAACAACUAAUGUGCCUGGGACAAUCAGCAACACUACUUAUUUGGACUUUUUGAAACAGAAAAACUACAUGGAGAUAACAGUUGCGAGUUGGUCAACACAAAAAGGAUGUAUCAUUCUGGCCCCUUUCUUUCAUGAAGCUUUACUGUAACCAAGUUUAGUGUUUGUUAAUUUUGUUUACCCAUACACCGAUGUGUGUUAGCAUUGUAUAUUCGGUACUUCCCGGAGUGCUGUGAAGAAAUAUCACAUGCUUGCUACUUGGGUGGGAUUCAAACCCACGACCCUUGCAAAUUCUAGAGCAGUGUCUAACCAUCUAGACUACCAAGAUUGCCCGGUAGCUAGAGGCAGGAGAUGUUGUCUGUGCUGAUGCUAGAAAACAAAUUUUCCAAAUUAUGACUUUGGAUUUCUGUAAGGUUGCAUGCAGCCAUGGUGCACAUCGAUUCAAUCCUGAAGGAAAGUGCAUUUUAUCCAAAACCAAUGUUAUGUCUCAAUAGUAGAGUGUUGUACUAUCGCUUACUCUAAUUUGUUCAGUAACAAAUAUUCGUACUAUAACUUUUAAACAGUCAUGUUCAAUCCAAGUAUUCAACAGAGACUUGUAGUUACCAAAGAACUUUUUUUCCAGCUUCAUCUGUAGUUAUAGACGCCCUUCAGAGCCAAGUCGGAGAGAUUCAUUUUUGUAGUUUAGAAAAUCGGGUAUGUGGUAUCAUUCAUUGGAUCUGAAGUAAACAUGAAUUAUUCCAUUUGAAAUUUAUCACUAGAUAUUAGAAAAAUUGUGAGAUCUGUGAGUGGAUGUAAUGUAAUCAAGCUUGCUUUUGUUUCUAGCCGACAAAAAAAACCCAACUCUGACACCAUGCAGCCAUGGUGUUGUUGUUAUGUUGUCUGUUCAAACACAAAAACCUGUUUGGACCUCACUUUUACGCUGUCACAACUGCGAGUGCCAAACUCAUUGCAAAAAAGCACAAGUUUCAUGCAAUGCAAUCAUAUUAACCAUAUCACUGUUAAAUCAGGUGUGCCAAUCAAAACAAAAGUACACCGCUUUCUCCAGAAGCCGAUCAGAGCAUACUGAUCGAAACAUCGAGUUAGAACCAACGGUUCUUUACAGAACCACCCCAACUCAUUUAGAGAUAAUCACCCCGACUCGUUUAGAGAUGACCACCCCGACUCAUUAGAGAUACAUGUAGCAAGGGUGUUACCGCAAACCUUUCCAUAAAAUAAAUGGGUUUAAAUUAUUCCUUAUAAAGUGCAGAUUUUUGCCAACCCUGUGAACAUUUGUUUUAAUAGCCAAUGCUGCACGUACAAUUGUUGACAAGUGUUGGUAAACACAAAGGGAUGUUUACUCGGAAGCAAUUGUUAAAUGGUCACUUGAUAUUUUGUAAAACAGUACUCUUGAAUGUAUUUGGGAUAUAGGGAACCAAACAAUCAUGGCGGUGGGAUGGGUUAGGUGAAGAAAGAAGAGUGACUGUUUCGUUGUGCAAUAACUUUUUGGUAAAAUCUAUGUAGCUGUAUUCUUGCGUAGUGGUGUCUGCAGUUUUCGGGAACUAUUUAUCCAGUACUUCUCUAUAUAUAUAUUUUGUUCUUUCUCGAAGCACUAUCAAUGUUUUCGUAACUACGCCCAUUUGUAACUAUUUAAAAGUAAACAACUAUUUAGUGAAGGCUUUUACGCUCUAUUUAUCUGUCAACAAUUUUAAUCAAUAGUAUUCAAACUUGGAGUUUGACCUUUAAAAAGUAUUUUAAUCUUUCUCAACGAGUAAACUCACUUUGAUGAGAUUGAAUGUCUUAAUCUAAAAAUUGAUAACGAGAACAAAUUUCUGAAGUUUGUUCCGAAAUAUACAAUGUUGGAGGCAAUUAGAAUUACAAUCACACAUUACUGCAAUUAUAGUGGUGGAUCAUAUUGAUGUAUUCUUCGUCGGGCACGUGUAAGUCGUUCGUUUACGCGCAGUCGCACGUUUGUUGUCUUCGUAAAUUGAACGUAAGGUUCCAUACUGACCACCUAAAAUUACGGCUGGUUUAGGAGACUAGAA
Asterias rubens (European starfish) is the source of this 6256-nucleotide messenger RNA. Its product is annotated as voltage-dependent calcium channel subunit alpha-2/delta-2-like. The coding region runs from base 178 to 3531 and encodes 1117 amino acids. Lineage: Eukaryota; Metazoa; Echinodermata; Asteroidea; Forcipulatida; Asteriidae. Gene Ontology annotation, cellular component: voltage-gated calcium channel complex. Gene Ontology annotation, molecular function: voltage-gated calcium channel activity. The record is from RefSeq and is a predicted model, not a curated record. The transcript has 42 exons.